AGCAAUUGUCCGUUUCUUUGUUGAUGCGGUGAGCCGAUCGGGGAUGGGAGGAACAAUGGCGAAUGUCAUGCUACUGCAGACAACACUUGCCAAGACAACUUUCAAUCGGUGCUCUCCUCUGCUAAACAAGCACGUAGUGCACUGUGGGAGGGUACCGAGUAGAGUCACCAUUCGGCAAGGAAGAGUGCAAUUAUCUGUUAGCUGCAAUGCGCAUGGACAGAAGCACAAAGGGGGUUUUAUCGCAAGAGCUUCCUCUUUCGGGCAAUCUGCAUCAGAGUUUUCAACUGGCCCGAAAGAAGAGGGCGCAGAGAUCCCCCUCCCUGAUCUUGGUGGAGGUGGCAGAAAUGCUGGCAAUGGACCCCGCGGCGGAGGUGGGGGUGGUGGAGGCGAUGGAGACGGCUCUGAAAGUGGCAAUGCCGAUUUGGACGCCUCACUGCAGGCCUCUGGCAAAUCACUGAGUGACAUACCAGCAGAUCUGGCAGCAGCAGUGGCCGCUGGCAAAGUGAGCGUGGAGAUCCUCCAAAGAUACCUGAAGUUUUCAGAAGGGCUGUUGGCGCCCCUGAUGAGAAACGGGGGUUUCCGAGAACGCCUCCUGGCAGAUCCUAGCUUCCUGGUGAAGGUCGGCAUAGAGGUCGGCAUUGGCAUCUUCACCAAGUCCAGCGCAGAGUACGCCAAGCGCGGAGAGAACUUCAGCCAGGAGCUCGACUUUGUGCUGGCCAAUGUCAUCAUGGCACUUGUUGCCGACUUCAUGCUGGUCUGGCUGCCUGCUCCUACUCUGUCCUUCAAGUCCAAGUCCGCGGUCCAGAAGAGUGGCAUCCUGGGGUUCCUGGCCAGCUGCCCUGAGAAUGCCUUCCAGAGAGUCCAGCCGGGCUACACCCCCUUCACCGUCGGCCAGCGCGCCGGCGCCGUCGUCCGGAACGGCAGCAAGCUGCUGGCUGUCGGGUUUGGAGCCUCGUUGUUUGGAGUCAGCAUCACCAACCUGCUCAUUGCCGUGCGCCAGCAGCUGGACCCCACCUGGGUGCCCCUGAACUCACCCCAGAAUGUGCUGGCGAUGAGCGCGGCGUACAGCAGCUACAUGGCUGUGUCGUCCAACCUGCGGUACCAGGUCAUUGCUGGCAUUGUGGAGGAGCGCGGCAUUGAGGCGGUCUUCGCAUCAAACCCGGCCCUGUGCUCUGCUCUGUCCUUCAUCGUGCGCACAUCAAACACCUUCCUGGGGUCCCUGAUGUGGGUGGACUACCUGCGCCUGCUGGGGCUUCAAUGAAAAUCAAGUAGCGGUGGACCGCUUCUGAUUCUACUUUUUUUAACGCCACUGGGGUGUCGGUGAUUGGUUUGUUUCAUCAUGAAACCUUCAUGGCAUGUGCAAGUUUGUCAGUGUCCAGUUCGUGUUCUCAAGAGCCGGUGCCUGAGACCUUCGAUGUACAUGUGCCUAGUAUUCUUUAUAUGCUGCAUCUUACCUAUUGGUAAGAGUAUUUCAGUUGUGAAUGUUUGCAGGCAAUCUUGUUGCGCAAUAGUCCAGUAGAAUUAUCAUGCCAGUGUUACAGUAAUGCCUCUGGCUGUAAAGAUGAAGCUUCUACAAUAGCUGACAUCAUACGUGACAGUGAUGUGUAAAUUUUUACUUU
Coccomyxa subellipsoidea C-169 is the source of this 1619-nucleotide messenger RNA. RefSeq lists its product as hypothetical. Bases 44 to 1261 code for a protein of 405 amino acids. The transcript has 7 exons. The record is from RefSeq and is a predicted model, not a curated record. Lineage: Eukaryota; Viridiplantae; Chlorophyta; Trebouxiophyceae; Coccomyxaceae.